UUAUAUCAGGCGCAAAAAGAAGAAGAACAUAACGAACAAAGAAACCGGCAAGUUCACAUCACAAAUCAACUAGAAGAGAGUAAGCAAGUAAAGGUGGAAAAUGCUUUCAUCACAUGAGUGCAUCGCCUGGACAACGGUUCACAUCAUAGGAUGCGUUGCCAUAAUAACGCUCAAUAUCAUAACCAUCAUUGUUUUCACGAAGAACUGCAGCCUGCGUAAGCUCAGUACUUAUUUGCUCGUAAAUCUGGCAGUAGUUGAUAUGCUGGUUGGAUUGGUAGGAACCUUCACAGUUUAUGAACUUGGAACAUACUGUAAACUUUGGGAGAAUUCACUGGGUUUAUUGGAAGAUUAUUUUUUGAGGGUGCUCCGCUUGCUUUAUUCAAUUUCCUCGCUCGUCAACAUUGCACUUAUUUCUGUGGAGAGGCUGCACGCCACUGCUCGACCAUUCAGGCAUCGCUUCCUUAAAAGAAGAUCUUACCUAAUAGCAAUAGUCUCCAGUUAUUUGAUAUCUGCGCUGUUUUCCAUUACAUCCUUGGUAAUUCCUCGUAUUUAUCCGUUUGAAAAGUCUCAUAAUGUAGCAACUUCAUUGAUCUCAAUAUGUAUCGUGAUUAUAGUUUUCUCCUAUUCGCUCAUCUUCAUCAAAGUCAAAUGUGGUUCUCAGCCUCGUCAUCAUACUGCAGCUGGCAUGGAAGGUAGGCUGACGGUGACUCUGUUCAUUGUGACUGUAGUCUCGCUGAUGAUGUGGUUACCAUUUAUAGUGCAAUCUUUCCUUUGGUACACAACUAAGAUAUUUAGCACAUAUCCGUCGCACUUAACCUGCUUCAUCAUCUUUUUAGUCGGAGCUAAUUCUUUAGUAAACCCCUUAUUAUACGCGAUCAUAAUACCAGAAUUCAGGAGAACGGCGAAGGCGAUGUUUUGCUAGGAAGUGACGAACAGAUUCG
Messenger RNA from Pocillopora damicornis (cauliflower coral), 941 nucleotides. RefSeq names its product neuromedin-U receptor 1-like. The record is from RefSeq and is a predicted model, not a curated record. Lineage: Eukaryota; Metazoa; Cnidaria; Anthozoa; Scleractinia; Pocilloporidae. Gene Ontology annotation, biological process: G protein-coupled receptor signaling pathway. Gene Ontology annotation, molecular function: G protein-coupled receptor activity. Gene Ontology annotation, cellular component: plasma membrane.